GCUUUCAUGUCGCUGCUCUAAAACCCUUCUAAAGCCUCUUCUUCAGAAACUCGAAAGCCAAACACAGAAAUAGAACUGCAACUUUUAGCAUUUUCUUCCUUGGCAACUGAAUGUUUCUGUUGCCGUGAAAUUUCACAGAACGAAAUAAUGGCCGCGCAUUCGAAGAAAUUUCAGAAGAAUAAGAAGUCCGGUGACGGCCCGAAGUUUAACAAAUCAUCAAAAAAGCCGUUCAAAGCGAAGAAGAAGGAGGGAGAAAACGACGCCGUUAGGUCGGAGGCUGUGGCUUUGCAGCUCGAAGACGAUGUUCCUGAUUUUCCUAGAGGAGGAGGAAGUUAUCUGAGUCAGAAAGAACGCGAUGAAAUUCGUGCUGAAGUGGAUGCGGAGUUUGAGGCUGAAGAGCGGGAUUUGAAGCACACGAAGGAGAAGAAGAAGAAGAAGAGGAAGAAUUUGGAGAUGAAGAGUCGUGAGGCGGAGGAUGAUUUUGGUUCGCUUUUCGGUGCCGGUAUUACUGGAAAGUUGCCUAGAUUUGCAAAUAAGAUCACUUUGAAGAAUAUUUCUCCUGGAAUGAAGCUCUGGGGAGUCAUUGCUGAAGUAAAUGAGAAGGACCUAGUAAUUAGUUUGCCAGGUGGCUUACGUGGAUUAGUUCGUGCCACUGAUGCUUUGGAUAAUGAAGUUGAGGCCAUUGUAGAUAUCCUGCCUAGAGUAUUUCAUGUUGGGCAGCUUGUAUCUUGCAUUGUGCUUCAGUUGGAUAAUGACAACAAAGAGAAAGGGAAACGGAAAAUCUGGCUUUCUUUGCGUCUCUCUUUGUUGCACAAGGGCUUUACCUUGGAUUCUGUUCAAGAAGGAAUGGUCCUUACGGGAUAUGUUAAAAGCAUUGAAGAUCAUGGUUACAUUCUUCAUUUUGGUCUUUCUUCUUUCAUGGGGUUCUUGCCUAGCAAUAGCCAAGCUGGUGUAAUGGAGGAGAAUGAAGUGACCACCGGACAACUUCUACAAGGGGUUGUUAGAAAUAUUGAUAAAAUCCGUAAAGUUGUCUAUUUGAGUUCUGACCCAGAUACACUGUCAAAAUGUGUGACCAAGGAUGUUAAAGGCAUUUCAAUUGAUCUUCUUGUCCCAGGCAUGAUGGUUAAUGCUCGUGUAUUGUCGACUCUUGAAAAUGGGGUCAUGUUGUCAUUUCUUACAUACUUCACUGGAACUGUUGAUAUACUUCAUUUGCAAAAUAGUUUUCCUACUACUAGCUGGAAGGAUGAUUACAAUCAAAAUAAGAAGGUUAAUGCUCGCAUUCUAUUCAUUGAUCCUUCAACUAGAGCUGUUGGGUUGACCUUGAAUCCUCAUCUUGUUCAUUACAAAGCUCCUCCUUUGCAUGUUAAAAUUGGAGAUAUAUAUGAAGACUCAAAAGUAGUGAGGGUUGAUAAAGGAUUGGGCCUUCUUCUUGAAAUACCAUCCAUGCCGGUGUCUACACCGGCAUAUGUUAGUAUAUCUGAUGUGGCUGAAGAAGAAGUUCGGAAGCUUGAAAAGAAGUUUAAGGAAGGUAGUGAAGUUCGUGUUCGGAUUCUUGGGUUUAGGCACUUGGAAGGGCUGGCGACUGGGAUUUUGAAGGCUAGUGCUUUUGAAGGGCCAGUAUUCAUUCACUCAGAUGUCAAGCCUGGGAUGGUUGUUAGGGCUAAAAUAAUAGCUGUUGACAGCUUUGGUGCAAUAGUGCAAUUUCCUGGUGGUGUGAAGGCACUUUGCCCUCUUCGCCAUAUGUCUGAAUUUGAAAUUGCAAAACCUAGAAAAAAAUUUAAGAUUGGAGCUGAAUUAUUGUUCCGUGUACUUGGUUGCAAGUCCAAGAGAAUAACUGUCACACAUAAGAAGACACUUGUGAAAUCAAAACUUGGCAUUAUAUGCUCAUAUGCUGAUGCUGCUGAGGGUUUAGUAACACAUGGAUGGAUAACAAAGAUUGAAAAACACGGUUGCUUUGUCCGGUUCUACAAUGGUGUUCAAGGAUUUGCUCCGAGAUCUGAACUCGGAUUAGAACCAGGAAGUGAUCCAAGUGCAAUGUAUCAUGUUGGACAAGUUGUUAAAUGUAGGAUAGUUAGCUCUGUACCUGCAUCAAGGCGCAUCAACCUAAGUUUCACAAUAACGCCUCCAAGGGUUUCUGAGAGUGAUGUGCUCAAGUUGGGUAGUCUUGUUUCAGGAGUUGUUGACCGAGUGACCCCAGAUGCUGUAAUAGUUUAUGUUAAUGCAAAGGGUUACUCAAAGGGUACAAUUUCUACUGAACAUUUGGCAGAUCACCAUGGGCUUGCGGCUUUGAUGAAAUCAGUGCUGAAGCCUGGAUAUGAAUUUGAUCGGUUGCUUCUCCUAGAAAUUGAGGGCAACCAUUUGAUACUCUCUGCAAAAUAUUCUCUGAUCAAUUCAGCUCAACAUCUUCCAUCGGAGCUCAGUCAGAUCCGCCUUAACUCAGUUGUCCAUGGCUACAUUUGUAACAUAAUUCAAACUGGCUGCUUUGUUCGAUUUCUUGGGCGGUUGACUGGUUUCUCUCCCAAAAACAAGACACUGGAUGACUACAAAGCUGAUCUGCCAGAAGCCUUUUAUGUUGGACAAUCUGUUCGCAGCAAUAUAGUAGAUGUCAGCAGUGAAACAAGUAGAAUUACUCUCUCAUUGAGACAAUCAUCUUGCUCAUCAACAGACGCAUCUUUUAUUCAAGAUUACUUUAUUUUGGAGGAAAAGAUUGCCAAGCUGCAAUCGGUAGAUUCUGAUGAAUCUGAGUCAAAUUGGGCUGAAGGUUUUAAUAUUGGCAGUGUUGUUGAUGGAAAAAUCCAAGAAGUAAAGGAUAUUGGAGUUGUUGUGAGCUUUGAGAAGUACAAUCAUGUCUUGGGUUUUAUUACACACUACCAAUUGGCUGGUACCAGUGUAGAAACAGGCUCCACUGUUCGAGCUGUGGUUCUUGAUGUUGCCAAAGCAGAAAACCUUGUUGACUUAUCUUUAAAACAAGAGUUCACUAAUAAACUCGAAGAUGAAAGUUUUAAAAGCCAAACACAUAAAAAGAAACGUAAAAGAGAAGCUUCCAAGGAAUUGGAGGUGCAUCAGACGGUAAAUGCGAUUGUUGAAGUUGUAAAGGAGAAUUAUCUGGUGCUUUCAGUGCCAGAGUAUAACUAUGCUUUAGGAUAUGCAUCAGUAUCCGACUACAACACGCAGAAGCUUAAGCAAAAACAAUUUCUAAAUGGACAAAGUGUCAUUGCCACUGUUAUGGCUCUUCCAAGCCCUGCUACAUCUGGGAGGUUGCUUUUGCUUCUUAAAUCAGUAAGUGAGACUGAAACAUCCAGUUCAAAAAGGGAAAAAAGGAAGUCAAGCUAUAAAGUGGGUUCUUUGGUUCAAGCAGAGAUAACUGAAAUCAGGCCUCUUGAACUAAGGUUGAAAUUUGGAAUUGGUUUCCAUGGACGGGUUCAUAUAACAGAGGUAAAUGAUGUUAAUGUUUUGGAAAAUCCAUUUAGUAAAUACAGAAUUGGACAAACAGUAACAGCAAGGAUUGUUGCAAAGACUAAUUAUUCGGAUAAUAAGAAGAAAAGCUUCCAAUGGAAUCUGUCCCUCAAGCCGUCUAUGCUUGCAGGAGACAGUCUUACAACUGAAGAUCAUGAUUUCUCAAUUGGACAAUGUGUUACUGGUUAUGUCUAUAAAAUUGAUAGUGACUGGGUCUGGUUAACUAUAUCUCCAAAUGUGAGGGCUCAGCUCUUUAUUCUUGACAGUUCAUGCGAGCCUAGUGAACUCUGUGAAUUCCAAAAGCACUUUCAUGUGGGGAAAGCUGUAUCUGGUCAUGUUUUAAGUGCUAACAAGGAUAAAAAGCUGUUGCGGCUUGUUCUUCAUCCUUUAUUUGCUGUCUCUGAUAAAGUUUUAGAUGGUGAAGUUUCGAAGGACAAUCCAAAUAUGAAUAUUAAGUAUGAGAAUCUCGCUGCUCAUAUUCGUGAAGGAUGCUAUGUGGGUGGGAGAGUAUCCAAAAUACUUCCAGGUGUUGGUGGACUAAUUGUGCAAAUUGGUCCUAGCAUGUAUGGUAGGGUUCAUUUUACUGAACUUACUGAUCCAUGGAUGUCUGACCCACUGUCUGGAUAUCAUGAAUGGCAAUUUGUCAAAUGCAAGGUCCUUGAAAUUAGCCGCUCUGCAGGGGGAACUCUUCAAGUUGAUUUGUCGUUACAUUCAUUUUCUUAUGAUUCUAAGGAAUCAUGUAAAGAUGUGCCCAUCAAAUGUGUACAAAAGUUUGAGGAUCUUCAUCCUGAUAUGCUGGUGCAGGGUUAUGUUAAAAAUGUUACCUCGAAAGGGUGCUUUAUUCUUCUAUCCCGGAAGCUUGAUGCCAAAAUUCUUGUUUCAAAUUUAUCUGAUGGAUAUGUUGAUGAUCCUGUUAAAGAAUUUCCUAUUGGUAAACUGGUAACUGGAAGGGUUUUAUCUGUCGAGCCUUUGUCAAAGAGGGUUGAAGUAACCUUAAAGACGAAGAAAGCAACCAGUGCACCAAAAUCUGAAAUUGACAAUUUGAGUAGUCUGCAUGUUGGAGAUGUUAUUUCGGGCAGGAUUAAGCGGGUGGAGUCAUAUGGAUUGUUUAUCACUAUCAACAACAUGGACCUGGUUGGACUAUGUCAUAUCUCGGAGCUUUCAGAUGAUCAUAUUGACAACAUUGAAACUAAAUACAGAGCAGGAGAAAGAGUGGCAGCAAAAAUAUUAAAGGUGGAUACAGAAAGAUGUCGAAUUUCUCUUGGAAUGAAGGAUUUAUAUGUUUUGGAUGGUGAUGACGUUGAAGAAACCUCAACACAAGAGUUGGAUGAAGCCACUAGAGUUGAUGAUUUCAAUUAUGACACAAAGUCAAUAUCAUUGCCUGAUGUAAGCUUCCUAGGGAUCCAAAACAUGGAAGAUGAAUGUGAAAAUGAAGAGUUGCCAAAUCUUGCACAAGCACAAUCAAGGGCAUCUGUUCCUCCACUUCAAGUCACUCUUGAUGACAUAGAUCAACCUGAUAUUGGUAAUGUAGUUGGUGGGAAUCAAGAGCAUAUUGAUAUAGCAGACACUUUAGAUGAAAACAGAAAGAGACGAGCAAAGAAAAAAGCUAGGGAAGAGAGGGAGAAAGAGAUAAGAGCUGCUGAGGAAAGACUAUUGGAGAAAGAUAUACCAAGAACGCCUGAGGAAUUUGAGAAAUUAGUUAGAAGCUCUCCGAAUAGCAGUUUUGUAUGGAUAAAGUACAUGGCUUUUCUGCUCUCUGUGGCUGAUGUUGAGAAAGCCCGCUCUGUUGCUGAAAGGGCUUUGCAAACAAUAAACUUUCGAGAAGAGAAUGAGAAGCUUAAUAUUUGGGUGGCUUAUUUGAAUUUGGAAAAUGAAUAUGGAAAUCCUCCUGAGGAGGCUGUAAUGAAAGUAUUUCAAAGAGCAUUGCAGUAUAACGAUCCCAAAAAGGUUCAUCUAGCACUCUUGGGAAUGUAUGAAAGGACGGAGCAACAUAAGUUGGCCGAUGAACUUGCAGAAAAAAUGACUAAAAGAUUCAAGACAUCAUGCAAGGUUCGGUUAAGGCGUUUCAAGAGGCUAUUGGAGCAACAGCAGGAUGGGAUUGAGGCUUAUGUAGAAAAUUCCUUGAGAUCCGGCCUUCUCACACAUAAGCAUAGUAAAUUCAUUUCACAGGCAGCCAUCCUAGAGUUCAAAUGUGGGAUUCCUGAUCGAGGGCGAACCAUGUUUGAAGGAAUUUUAAGACAAUACCCAAAGAGGACAGACUUGUGGAGCGUCUAUCUUGAUCAAGAGAUUCGCCUUGGAGAUGUGGAUGUGAUUCGUUCUCUGUUUGAACGGGCAAUUAGUUUGAGCCUCCCACCUAAAAAGAUGAAAUUCUUGUUCAAAAAGUAUCUGGAAUAUGAGAAGUCUCUUGGUGAUGAAGAGCGGAUUGAGUCUGUGAAACAGAAGGCAAUGGAUUAUGUCGAGACUACACUCGCUUGAUGUCAUCAUCUUCUUCUCACUCAUUGGUGCUUGGUUUACUAUUUGCAUUCUACUGGAGCUCCUUAACAAUAUGCAAAGGUGUAUGAAGACUAUACAAGUAUUUAUAAGCACGCUUUGGACGAGGCCAUCUGGUUUAAUUGACCUCAAGAUGAGGUUAACCCUAGAGAAAAUCAAAGGGUACAAAUGUAAAGAUGCAUUGUGUGAUGGAACGAGUCUGAAAAUUUUCCGUGUUUAAAAUUUAUUCCCCAUUGAGUUAUGAAAGAGUUAAAACCUGAGAUUCUGUUUAUAGAUUAUCUUCACGGCUAGGUAGAACUGCGGUAUUGUAAGGUUACGUUGUGAAAUUGGAGGUUCAAUUAAUUCUACUGAGUUGCUGUGAUCAGUUCAUGAUAAGAAAGGAUUCUGAACAAUUUUGACAACGUUUCAAUU
Messenger RNA from Ziziphus jujuba (common jujube), 6357 nucleotides. Its product is annotated as rRNA biogenesis protein RRP5. Gene Ontology annotation, molecular function: protein binding; RNA binding. The record is from RefSeq and is a predicted model, not a curated record. NCBI's taxonomy places the organism in Eukaryota, Viridiplantae, Streptophyta, Magnoliopsida, Rosales, Rhamnaceae. The coding region runs from base 148 to 5931 and encodes 1927 amino acids. The transcript has 40 exons. Gene Ontology annotation, biological process: rRNA processing. Gene Ontology annotation, cellular component: nucleus; small-subunit processome; nucleolus.